Molecule: messenger RNA, 804 nt
Organism: Mitosporidium daphniae
Lineage: Eukaryota; Fungi; Microsporidia
Exons: 3
Coding region: 1-804 (267 amino acids)
Cellular component (GO): nucleus
Source: RefSeq, a predicted model, not a curated record
AUGGGCAGGGAUGAACGGAUAGAGCUGGAGAAAAUUCAUGCCGCACUUUCUGUGGAACUCUUUUCUCUUCGCAGAGAUGUCAAUCGCCUCCUUGAUGCGCUGAUCGCCAAGUCCGGUUCGACAAUUCAAUGCAGCUCACCAAAUCAAGGCCAUGAGGAGAAGGAGGACCUUGAUUACUCUUCAGAGGAUUCUCUUUAUGAGACACUCUAUGACUCUUAUGCUGCAGGUAUUCUGCGGAAAGAUACGCGCAGGCGUCUCAGCCCGUUGGUGCCAUAUCCACACUCGAGACACAAGGUUAAGGUAUGUCCGGUCUCCACUCAUAUAGGUGUUGCCGUCCGGUUGGGAGAGCCGUGUGUUGCUACCGUUUGUACUUGGUCGUGCUUUGGCAAGAAUGACCAGACCGUGAUAGAGCAUCUAAAGCCCUACCACACCAUAACCUCCAUCUACCCCCCUGGCUUUGUGUCUAAGCGCAAAUUUUACAACAUUCGCGAGCCAUCUCGCCGCGUGUACUACCUUUCUACCAUCGAGCCUGGUCCACUUUUCAAAAUCUACUUGCAGUCGGAUCCAACGCUGAAAUGGGCUUCUCGACAUUCCACAGACGAUGCGUUUCAGCAAUUAAUAAGCGCAUUGGCGAGCACGACUGCCAUUUCCGAUUCUGACUGGCCAAUUUUCACAUCGGGUGACGAUUUUUUUGGCCUGGAGCACCCCGUAGUCCGCAGACAGAUCGAGGAGAUGCCAGGCGCCUGUUUUUGCAUUGGCUACUACCGUUUUGCGGCAGACCCCCUAACAUGCACAUAUCCAUAA